This is a messenger RNA of Oryzias melastigma (Indian medaka), 1667 nucleotides long. Its product is annotated as cell wall protein DAN4-like. NCBI's taxonomy places the organism in Eukaryota, Metazoa, Chordata, Actinopteri, Beloniformes, Adrianichthyidae. Bases 196 to 1548 code for a protein of 450 amino acids. The record is from RefSeq and is a predicted model, not a curated record. The transcript has 4 exons.
GACUUGUAAGUUCUUAAAAGAGAUAUAUUCAAAGGAAUAUUCCUAUAAUAAAAAUAAUAUCCUUAUAAAAGUACUACAUUUCUUACAGAUACUCCAACAGAUAUAAAUGGUGCGGAUUCAAAAGCACUUUCCAUUAAUGGAAGUGAAAUCUGUGGAUGCAACUGUGACUUGUGCCCAGGUUAUGUACAAGCUACCAUGACUACAAUACCUAUAAUCUGUAAUACAAUACCAACUGCUUCAACCACAACUAGACCAACAACGACUACAACCCCUACCCCAACAACAACCAAGACAGCUACCACAACAACAACCGAGACAACUACUACCACCACCACUCCAGCAACAAUCAAGACAACCACCCCAACAACAACCAAAACAACUACCACAACUACAACCCCAACAAAAACCAUAACUACCACGCCAACAACUGCCACGAUGACUAACAAUAACACCACUACAUUAACAUUCACCACUCCAACAACAACCAAAAAAACUACCACCCCAACAAAAACCAUGACUACCACCCCAACAACCACAACAAUUAAGAAUACUACCACAACCACUACAGCAACAAUAACCACGACUACCACAACCACCACCACCACCUUGACAAUAACCACGAAAACCACCACCCAAACAACAACCACGACUACCAUGACCACCAUCCCAACAACAACCAGGACUACCGCAACCACCACUCUAACAACAACCACGAUCCCAAAAACCAUAACAACUUCCACAACAACCACCCCAACAACAACCACAACUACCACCACAGCAACAACAACCAUGACUACCGAAACCACAACCCCAACAAUAAACAUCACAACCACCAACCCAACAACAACCAUGACAACUACAAGAACCACGACCCCACAAACAACCUUAACUACCACCACACAAACAACAAUCCCGACUACCACAACCACCACCUCAACAACAACCACGACUACCACAACCACCACCUCAACAACAACCACAACCACCAUCCCAACAACAACCACGACUACCACAACCACCACUACUGCAUCAACAACAACUACAAGUACACCUGUUCCCACUAUUACACCUUGUUGUAAAUGUUGUUUGGAGAUUUCCUCACAAUUGCUUACAACAACAGCAUGUCCAACCGCUGAGCCAUUGACAGUUAAACAACUGAGUUUUAGAUCUGCAACAGAAAUUUUUACAAUUGAAUUGCUGGAUUCAUCAUCAGCGGCCUUCCAAAAUCGAGCUGCGCUGCUAAAGUCUACACUUGAGCCAUUUUUUCAGCAAGCAUCCCCAUCAUUCCGGUUUUUGACAGUCACUUCAUUCAGAAAUGGAUCCAUUAUCCAAGAUAUGAGCCUCACUUACAAUUCAAAUUCUGUUCCUUCCAACAAUGCAAUUGCAGAUGUUAUUAUUAAGGCAGCACCUUCGAUUACAGCUUUUGACAUAGACAUCAAUUCCAUUACUGUUGACGGCAUAAAUGUGUCGCAUGGAGUGAUCCACAAGAUCAGUCUCAUCACUUCAUCCUGUAUAGUGCUGUUGUCAUGGCUACUGUUCAAUCAUUAGUGGCUUUCUGUUAAUGGUUGUAAAAAUUAUAAGCUGUGAGUGGAGUGAAGGACUUCUAUUAUACACUUAAAACCCUUUAAUUGAAGAUAUGGCAUGACAAAGGGUAUAGCAUACCACAA